Molecule: messenger RNA, 1223 nt
Organism: Drosophila persimilis
Lineage: Eukaryota; Metazoa; Arthropoda; Insecta; Diptera; Drosophilidae
Gene: Prx4
Product: peroxiredoxin-2
Exons: 5
Coding region: 254-985 (243 amino acids)
Biological process (GO): cell redox homeostasis; cellular response to stress; response to oxidative stress
Cellular component (GO): cytosol; endoplasmic reticulum
Molecular function (GO): thioredoxin peroxidase activity
Source: RefSeq, a predicted model, not a curated record
GCUUUCGUUGCUGCUUCGACUUCGUUUCAUUCAAUUACACACUGACAACCAUAAAAUAUAUUGCCAGCCAGGCCAUUGGAUUGAUAAGCAUUGAAUUGUGCUUAUCAUUACGGAAGCGAUACCAACAACAAGUGAACGGGUUGCGUUGUAUGUGCCGCAUUAUAGCGAAGAACUAGACUUAUUGAAAGACAAAUACAUCGAAAUUUUGACUGCGUGGCCGCGAACUGUGUUGGUAGAAGUUAGCGAGUGCAACAUGUACAAGUACUUAGUCGUCCUACUACUGGCCGCUGCUAUCGUCCUGGCCGCCAAGCCCGACGAUGGCGAAUCCUGCUACUCUUUCGCCGGUGGAUCUGUGUAUCCCGCAGAGGAGCCGAAGGGCGAUCACCAGCUGCAGUACACGAAGGCAGUCAUUUCGAAGCCAGCUCCUGCAUUCGAGGGCACUGCUGUGGUGAACAAGGAGAUCGUGAAGCUAUCGCUCUCCCAAUACCUGGGCAAAUACGUAGUCCUGCUCUUCUAUCCACUGGACUUCACAUUUGUGUGUCCCACGGAGAUAAUUGCCUUCUCGGAUCGAAUUUCGGAGUUCCGUAAGAUCAAGACUGAGGUGAUUGCGGCCAGCGUAGACUCCCACUUUACUCAUCUGGCCUGGAUUAACACGCCACGUAAGGAGGGCGGCCUGGGCGACGUAAAGAUCCCGCUACUCUCCGAUUUGACGCACAAAAUUAGCAAGGACUAUGGCGUAUAUCUGGAGUCGAGUGGCCAUGCGCUGCGCGGUCUUUUUAUCAUUGAUCAAGCCGGCGUGCUGCGUCAGAUCACGAUGAACGAUCUGCCUGUGGGCCGGUCGGUGGAUGAGACCAUACGCCUAGUCCAGGCAUUUCAGUACACCGAUACCCACGGCGAGGUUUGUCCAGCUGGUUGGCGACCAGGCGCCGAUACGAUUGUGCCCGAUCCAGAGGAGAAGACCAAGUACUUUGCUAAGAAUAACUGAGGGGGGAUCAACGAAGGAUAUAUUUUUCAUUCCUACUACCCAUACCCAAGCCGAAGCUCAGUUACAUUCCAAAUGUUCACGACUGACCGCAAUCGAACAAUAGACCCCGCAUCGCACGAAUCCUCUGUACAUAUGGCACCGGUCCGCGUUUGUUUUUUGUAUAAAACAUAUUUUGUUUAUUUUACAGAUUCAUACAGCAUAACUGAGAGAUAAAUAAAAUGAUGAAGUACAUAAGUUA